Fusarium musae is the source of this 873-nucleotide messenger RNA. RefSeq lists its product as uncharacterized. The transcript has 2 exons. Bases 1 to 873 code for a protein of 290 amino acids. The record is from RefSeq and is a predicted model, not a curated record. Lineage: Eukaryota; Fungi; Ascomycota; Sordariomycetes; Hypocreales; Nectriaceae.
AUGGCUCCCAUCAAGAACUUCCUCAUGGCCCUUUUCGUCGCUGCCGAUCUCGCAGCAGUCUCAGCCCACAGUGUCAUCACCAAUGCCGUCGGCGACGCCGGUGGCUCUGGCAUGGCCCUCGGUGUUGAUACCUCAACUCCUCGAGACGGAACUCGAAGACGCCCUUUCCAGCAGGACGCAACCCGAUUUCGAGGCCAAUCCGCUGAUACUGUCGGCGAAACCUUGUCUGCUGGUGAUAACAACAUCGAGCAGGGAACUUUGGAUAUCAUGGAAGAGACAGGAACCGAGCUCCCUCAGGUGAACCCCGGUGGUAGCCUCGAGAUGACGGUUCAUCAAGUCAACUCAGACGGUGCUGGUCCAUACACCUGUAUGAUCAAUGCCGACGGCACCGGUACAUCUUGGGAUAGCAUCGAAGUGACGACUAAUGUCGCGGGUAAUGAGCGGGGUCGCAACCGGGACGGCGAGAUGGGAGACUUUCCUCUCGUUGCUUCCAUUCCUGCCAAUCAGAACUGUACUGGGACAGUCGCAGGCGAGGACAACGUCUGUCUUGUCCGCUGUCAGAACCCGGCUCGUGCCGGCCCGUUUGGCGGUGUGAUUCCAGUCCAGAUGGUGAGCGGCAAUGGCGGCAAUGCUGGAAACGCUACUGAGGCUGGAAACACUGGCAACGCUGGUACCGGCAACGCCAAUGACAAGACCAACGAUACCACUAACGACACCACUGAUAAUACUGCCGCCGGCGGUGCCAACGGCAACGCAAACAGCAACAACAAUGACAACGCCAACGGUAAUGGCAACGAUGAUGAUGAGGAGGAUGAGGAUGAGAACGACGCUGGUACUCGCAACAACCGCCGUGCCACCCGCUUUUCCGCCUAA